GCCUACGUGUGGCGGAAGUGCACCACCUUGUUGCGUCCGCCAGUUCGGGACCCUCAGCCAACUCCACCCCCAGGUGGUUUGAACUGUGAGCUCCUUGUAGUUCGGAUGAACACUUUCGCUUUCCUCAAGUUUAUGACGCUUGGGAUUUUAAGAAUUGGAGGUUUAUGCAAUUGGAGACCGGUCAACCCUGUGCCGAAUUCAGAGUGCUGAAAGACAGAAAUUAAAAUGGCUUCCAGAGGAAAGACAGAGACAAGCAAGUUAAAGCAGAAUUUAGAAGAACAGUUGGAUAGACUAAUGCAGCAAUUACAAGAUCUGGAGGAAUGCAGAGAGGAACUUGAUACAGAUGAAUAUGAAGAAACCAAGAAGGAAACUUUGGAGCAACUAAGUGAAUUUAAUGAUUCGCUGAAGAAAAUUAUGUCUGGAAAUAUGACUUUGGUAGAUGAACUAAGUGGAAUGCAACUGGCUAUCCAGGCUGCCAUCAGCCAGGCCUUUAAAACUCCAGAGGUCAUCAGACUGUUUGCAAAGAAACAACCAGGUCAGCUUCGGACACGGUUAGCAGAGAUGGAUAGAGAUCUCAUGGUAGGAAAGCUGGAAAGAGACCUGUACACACAACAGAAAGUGGAGAUACUAACAGCUCUCAGGAAACUCGGAGAGAAGCUGACUGCAGAUGAUGAGGCCUUCUUGUCAGCAAAUGCAGGUGCUAUCCUUAGCCAGUUUGAGAAAGUCUCUACAGACCUUGGCUCUGGAGACAAAGUUCUUGCUUUGGCAAGUUUUGAGGUUGAAAAAACAAAAAAAUGACAUGGUGUGGAAGCUUGGGACAGUGAUCAUCUUCUUGUAAAUGGCACCUUUCUGCUGGUGAUUUUGAGUCAUUGCAAAGAAAUCGAGCGAUUCAUGAAGUGCACUAAUCACCUAAGAAAAGGUUAUUAAUGAAAUACAUACUCUUGGCUUCUGUUUGUGCCCUUCAUCCUUGUGCUUUGUGUAGGGCUGUCUGCUUGAGUGAUCCUGGACUUGGGAUGGAGGGACUCACUGGACUUGAUUCAUUACGUUUGUCUGUGUAAGAGAGAGAACAGAAAACAGUUUCUCUGACCUUUUAUUAAGGCUCCUUGUUUUCAAGUGCUGAUAGUAAAUGAAAAGAUGUGAAGUCGUGGUUGUUUUCUGCUCAUAAUUUAUCCCCACUUACUAGAGUAAAUAGUGUAGCAACAUGGGUAGACCUCAUACGUAUUCAUAAAAUUUCAGAGUUCUCAGUGAUCUUAGAAAUCAUUUUCAUGUUAUAGACAAGGAAACGGGGGCUCAGAAAGAGCAAGUGACUUGCUUCAAGUCACAUCACUGACAGAGUUGGGGAUAAGACUUGGGUGUCCAGACUCUCUGUUUAGUGUCCAUUGAAUUUUAUUUUUUUUACUCUGUGCUGUUCUUAAAAAAUAAUGAACACAUAUUUGUCCAAGUCCAUGUUUAUAAAAAUUCCGCGUCCCAACAAAAAGUUGUCACAGAGGGACCAUUCCCCAGCCUGUGGACUCCCCGGAUGAAUGGGGCCCAUUGUGUCUCUUGAGUUUUGAGCUGGGAACAAGGGGAGCCCUGUGGAGAGUCUCCUGAAGUAACAGCCUCCUGUGCUGGUUCACCAGGGAAGCAAUUACAAGUGGCAGCCAGAGGCCCGCCCUGUGUGUGACCUCUUUGCUGCAACCUGGAGGGUGGUGACUGUAAAUUACUAUUUACUCUUCAGUUUUUGGAGAAGCACAAAAUAAGUUAUCAGGAAAAAAGCAAGUUUCUCUCCCGAGUGUUUACAUCUCUCUGUUUGCCUAAAUAUAUGGAUUUCCCCAUAUGCAUGUAUGUUAGCUUCUUUCUAGGCUCUGGCUACUUUAUGGCCUUUCAUGUAUUUCUCAGUAUUCUUUUGUUUGCACUUUAUACCAAUUAAAAACAUUUUUAGAGCUUCA
Hipposideros armiger (great roundleaf bat) is the source of this 1928-nucleotide messenger RNA. RefSeq names its product leucine zipper and CTNNBIP1 domain containing (gene LZIC). Bases 226 to 798 code for a protein of 190 amino acids. The transcript has 8 exons. Gene Ontology annotation, molecular function: beta-catenin binding. Lineage: Eukaryota; Metazoa; Chordata; Mammalia; Chiroptera; Hipposideridae. Gene Ontology annotation, biological process: negative regulation of Wnt signaling pathway. Gene Ontology annotation, cellular component: nucleus; cytosol; beta-catenin destruction complex. The record is from RefSeq and is a predicted model, not a curated record.